UCCGAGCUCCGAUUCUUCCGCUAUUACUGCUUCGGAUCUCUGCCGCGCUUCGGCCUUGAAAUCUGGUGACAGUGCGACUCUGACCUUGGAUAACUUCUCUGUCAAGGCUGGCAGUAGAUCAAUGCAAUAAGAAGCAUCACUGGAGCAGCACUCACAUUUGUAAAUGGAAUAAAAAAUGGAUAGAAAGUUUGCUCGCCAAAGAAGAGAAUUAACAUUUGACUUUGAUGGACGCGACUCGGUAGCUAUGAAGAAACGAAGAAACAAUUAAUAUCACACGAGUGGAGACCAUACGCUUAGAAAAUAUGGAAGAAACGCCUUCAAGAAUACGUCCUUACGUGGACUGGGAUAACGAAGACAAGUACUCUGUAGCGAAUAGUCAAGUGCCCUUGGAGAGCGGUGAAGACGAACACCCGGAACGCGGAACCUGGACGGGAAAAUUCGAUUUUCUUUUGUCUCUUCUGGGAUAUAGCGUAGGCCUCGGAAAUGUCUGGAGAUUUCCGUAUCUUUGCUACUCGAACGGCGGUGGUGCUUUCCUGAUACCGUUCACUAUGAUGCUCGUUAUCGCCGGACUGCCUCUUAUGUUCAUGGAGCUUUCCUUAGGACAAUAUGCUAGUCUCGGACCAGUGGCGGUUUACAAGCAGUUUUGUCCGCUGCUUCGUGGCUUAGGAUACGGAAUGGUCCUCGUUAGCUCCGUCGUCAUGCUCUAUUACAAUUUAAUCAUCGCCUGGACGCUGUAUUACAUGUUUGCCUCGGUUGUUGGUGGCUGGGAAUUGCCCUGGAGCAAAUGCGAGAAAGAGUGGAGCACCGAGGAUUGCUUCAUGCCGGACAAAGCCGAGGCUUGCGCCUCUCGAAACGCUUCUUACUUCAAAGGAAAGUGCUUAAAUUCAACUGAAAUGACUGCGAUGGGCCUGAUUAUCGAGAAUAUAACUGGCGUUAUCAGAAGACCGCCUGCCGAGGAAUACUUUCACAAUCAUGUUUUGGGAAUCAGCAGUGGAAUCGAGGAAACUGGAUCCAUUCGACCGUCCAUGGCAGCUAACCUUUUCCUGGCGUGGAUCAUUGUGUUUCUUUGUCUGAGCAAAGGUGUGCAAAGCUCAGGCAAGGUUGUAUACUUCACCGCUCUUUUUCCAUACGUUGUCCUGAUCGCCCUUUUUAUUCGUGGAAUUUUACUUCCCGGUGCUAACGAGGGUGUACUCUUUUAUCUUACCCCCGACUGGAGGAGAUUGACAUCUGCCAAAGUAUGGGGAGACGCCGCCGUUCAGAUCUUUUUCGCUCUAAGCCCAGCCUGGGGAGGCCUGAUCACUUUAAGUUCGUACAACAAGUUCACCAAUAACUGCUACAAGGACUCUUUAAUCGUGGCGAUCAGCAAUAUUGGGACAUCCUUCUUCGCCGGCCUGGUGAUCUUCUCGGUAAUCGGCUUCCUCGCUCACGAGCUCGACGUUCCGGUGGCGUCGGUAGUUGAUGAAGGUGCUGGUUUGGCAUUUAUUGUUUAUCCAGAGGUUGUGGCUCGUCUGCCGUUUGCGCCUGUCUGGUCUCUAUUGUUCUUCAUCAUGCUACUCACCUUGGGCCUCGAUUCACAGUUUGCUCUCAUGGAGACCGUUACUACUGCGAUACUCGACGGUAUCCCGUCGUUGAGAAAUUACAAGAUCUGGGUCGUCCUAGGGGCUACGAUGGUCGGUUACGCCGGUGGUAUCAUCUUCACCACCAAUGCUGGCAUGUACUGGUUGCAACUAAUGGAUAAAUACGCGGCUAACUGGUCUGUCCUGUUGAUUGCCAUAAGCGAAUGCAUUCUCGUGGCAUGGGUGUACGGUGCGGAUCGCUUUUUGGACGACGUCCAACAGAUGAUUGGGCCCCGAGGUCGUUUAUGGAGAUUCUUUUGGACAUGGAUGUGGAAGCUCGUCACGCCCGCGGCUUUGUUCUUCAUCCUCUGCUUUAACUGGGUGGAAUACGAGCCCCUCAAGUAUGGAGCUUACAUUUAUCCGAAAUGGGCGGACGUAUUAGGCUGGGUCAUCAGUAUGCUUCCCGUUUUAGUGAUUGUUGGAUUAGCUAUAGAUCAGCUGAGGAGACGACGUAGGCGGUUACCUUAUGAUGAUGACGAUGAUGACGAUGAUGAUGAUGAAGAUGACGAUGAUGAGGAAGACGAUGACGACGACGAUGACGAUGACGAGCUUGACGAUAGGGAGUCUUGCCGAAAAAAAGAGAAAGAAAGGAGCAAGGAUAAAAGCAAGAAUGUAUGGGACCGCGUAAAGAUAUUGUUGCAGCCAACGUCCAAAUGGGGCCCGGCGUCGCAAAGUUCUUUGACACCUUCCGGAACUUUAAUGGCUUCCUUAGCAACCCCAGGAACGUACGACUCGAUGCGGGAUACAAUUAUCUUGGCGAACGGUCAACCGAUUAUGGUGCAACCACCCACUGUCAUUUCAACUACUCAGAAGCUCCCUGGACCGUCGAUCCUUAAGAAUUCUAGUAAAACGAAUUUGAUUACCUCGCAGCAAGUGUGACAUAACACAUAUCCGACGACGAGUCCUUAGAAGAACUACUCUGAAGACGCAAUGUGUCCAACGUAAGUUUGUCUUUGCCAUGAAUAAGCACUCUCAUAAUGUCGAUUGUUCAUUAUCAACCGCGUUUGCCGCGAGAUAUUUUAUUAUCUACUAUUUAAUUCAAUUUGCGAAAAAUAUUAAAUUUUGGAUUUUUGUGAAUUCGAAUUUUAUCAAAAGUUAUAUUGGGCACGAUCUUCAUGAUCAGUUGCGCCUAAGAAAUGGAAGAAGGAACUUUUUUAUUGACUAUACACAUACAGUUUAUUAGUAUUUAUAAAAAUUAUUUUUUAUUCUCUUGUAAUAAAUUAAAAGUGCAAUAUUUUAUUACGACAAGCCAUCUGUCAAGUAAUUCCUUGACAUUAACAGAGGAGCUUAAAUAAAUCGUUGAUAUUAACAUUUUAAUAGCCAAAGAAUGUUAUAAAAUGUUGUGUGUAAAACCGUAGAUGUUAAGAGAAGCUGGAAAGGAAGAACAAAAAAUAAUAGUGUCAGAUAUCACUAUUUUUUUAAAGAACGAUGAUAUAUCUUAUCUCUAUCCUCCAGAUAUAAUGAAGAUAUCGCACACAAAAUGAUUGUUUUAACACAAUAUCCCGAAAAAUAUUUAUCGUUUAUUUUUAUUGAGAGAAAAUAUAAAUAUACACGUAGCUUAUGAGUAAAAAAGUUUAUAAUACAUUUAGCAAAUAGAAUAAAAAAAUUAGAGAACGGCAGUGUGAAGAGAGAGAGAAGAGAUACACUCGAUGUAUCUCAAUCUCUCGCAGAUAUUGUAGAUAUAACUUAGAUAUAAUUAUUGUAGAUAUAUCCGAUAGAUAUAUCGUCUGAAAUAUUACAGAUAUCCCAUCUCUGACGACGUGCAAAGGUAUUCAGGGAAUAAAUUAAAUAUUUUGGAUACUCUGAAGAAAAUGAUAACGAGAAGUAGACAAGGAAAAUCGCGAAAAAUGUUACACCUAUCGAAUUUAUAAAGAAGGAUAGUAUAGACUUAUUGACGAGUAGUAACGUAUAACGGAAGAAUCGCGAUCCUUAAUUUUUAUGGAAAGUAUUUUUUGGAUAAUUUUAAGCGAUCUAGCAGAGGAAUUGUAUCUCAGCCUAUCAACAAUUACAUUUAAAAAAAAAAAAAAAGACUACAGAUGCCUUGACAACUUUUUCAAGGAAAAUUUGACUCCGGAUAAGUGAACAGCUUCGCAAAUAAAGAGAGUGGCCUUAGUUCUAUGAAAGAAAUUUGCAUAUGAAGACAUAAAUGUUUAUAUGCCAAUUAUCCCAAGCUCAUUUUUGCUUGGAAUGGUCUUUACUCUUUGUCGCGUAAGAAAGAAUCAGAAAGUUAGUGUACCAAACUAUCGUACUUUCAUUUUUAAUACGGGAUACUUUCGAGUCUCUUAUCUCGAUGGAAUCCUACGAACUAAACGAGUGAUAAGUCACUUAAUGCCUAUAAAUUGGCAGUGGACAGAUCGGAAAUCAAAAACGUUCAUUCGUAAUUUACAAAAUCAAAAAAAAAAUGCAAAAUAUUGGGAAUUCCAAGACUUUAGUGGUAGGGACAAUAGGGAAAUUAAAUUAACUCGAAGAAAGUGAGAAAACGCAGGACAAUUUUUAAACCAUUGCAGCGAAUACUCGUCGGGUUGUAGAAUCAAAUACCGUUACGAACGUACCUCAGAUAUUAGCGAGCUUGAAGCGAGAAAGCGAGAUAAGAGAAACGUAUUUUAGUAAGCCGCGUUUUAGGAUCGCGGAUUUUAAAAGUUAGACUUAACGUUAUACUAUAAAAGUGCCGUUAGAUUAUAUAUAUAUAUAUAUAUAUGACUGCUUUCUCCACC
Messenger RNA from Solenopsis invicta (red fire ant), 4330 nucleotides. RefSeq names its product sodium- and chloride-dependent glycine transporter 1. The record is from RefSeq and is a predicted model, not a curated record. Gene Ontology annotation, cellular component: membrane. Gene Ontology annotation, biological process: sodium ion transmembrane transport. The transcript is spliced from 11 exons. Lineage: Eukaryota; Metazoa; Arthropoda; Insecta; Hymenoptera; Formicidae. The coding region runs from base 303 to 2495 and encodes 730 amino acids.